Messenger RNA from Didymodactylos carnosus, 8778 nucleotides. The record is from the annotation of a GenBank genome assembly. Lineage: Eukaryota; Metazoa; Rotifera; Eurotatoria; Philodinida; Philodinidae.
AUGGCUGACAGCUCAGAAAAAACAUUGGAUCAACGAGCAUUGGAGAUUAGAAAUGCUAUGGCUGAUUCACAAAGCAGUGAAUUAAACGAAAAUAACUUACAAGAUUCAUCGAGUGAUGCAGAACUAUUCGAUUCUGACUUAGGCGAGGACAAUGCUCUAAAGAAGGAUGAUGAUGAUGAAUCCAUUGCAACACCCAAAACUAGUCGAAGUGCAAGCGAAAAUGAUGAAAAUGAAAACAUCGCUCAAUCUGCAAGCUCGAAGGCAAACACUGAUGAAGUGUCGAAAAGAGAAACCUCAACAGAGAAUACCGAUAUUAUAAAUGUAAAUCCGUACAAUGCUGCGGAGCAUCGAGAUGAUAAUCAACAAACUACUUUAUCGAAUGAAACAAAAUCUACUCAAAAUAAAACUAUAAAACAAGCAGUUAAAGCAAAUUUCAUCUCGUCAUCGUCGUCGUCGUCUUCUUCCUCAUCAGAAUCUGGUUUUGAACACGUUAAACGACUUGAAGUUGAAGAACAUGCAAGUAAUAAUGAAAAUCAACAUGAGCUCGAUAUUACAUCGUACUAUGCUACACUUCCAUCAAUUUUCGAUCAAUCUUCGGACAUCUACACUACAUCAUCGAAUGUAAUUGAACAUAAAUCUUUGAAUCAGCCAAUGUUUGGUUCAUUCACAUUUAGUAAUAAUACUGCGGAUCCAUUCAUAAAUGCGGCAUUUGUCUCGUCUGAAGAGCCAUUAUCAUCAUCUAUAAAAACAUCAGAUAAUAGACUCGAUGACAUGUUUUAUGAUAAUAAAAAUGAACUAAAUAAUCAAAAUGAAACUAUUUCCCAAAAUGAACUAAUCGAUACGAACUUAAAUAAUUUAUCGUGUUCAAAUUUAUUUCAAAUAAUAAACGAUAUAAAUGCUUUAUCAACAUCCAGCAGAUAUUCUCUAACUGAACUAGAUGAAAAUUUAAAGAAUAAUAACAAUAGAGAAGAAGAAAAUCCUAUUAAUCAUAAUGUUGAUAUAAACGAUGAUGAUAACACACCGUCACAAAAUUCAGAUGAUAUUGAUCUCGAUAUAGAAGAUGAUUUUGACAAUAUACCCGUUCGACAUAGUUUAACAAUAUCCAAAAAAAUAAAUGGACACAAUGAUCUAUUACACUCUCAUGAUCAUGAACCGACAAUUGAUUUUUCAGUUUUAACGAUAGCACAGGAAGAGAUAGAAGAUGAAAAUUAUACAAAUGGUUUUGAUCUUGGUGAACCAAUAGCAUUGAGUCAAUCACCAUAUGCUAGUGAACAUUAUAGUGAACUCAAUGAUUAUUCUUCAACACUAAUACCAUCUCAACUAAGAAUAAAUAAAUCAAACAUUUUAACUGGAAAUAGUAUAAGAGAUAUUGAUGAUGAAGAAGAAGAUGUAGACGACUAUGAUCUAAAAGUUUUGUCAUUAUCGAGUAUGUCAAAAUCUAGCAGUAUGAAUUUAUCGUUUGGUAGUGAAUCAUCGUCAGACUCAUUAAAUCAAGCAGAAACAAUUGAUAUUAAUUCAAAUGAAAAAUUAAUUGAAGAUGAUGAUGACGUUAUGACUUGGAAUGAUGAAAAUAUUCUUACAUCUUCAUUAAAAAACACUAUAAAAGAUAUCUCGCCUCCUAACAUUAGACUAAAUGAUAAUGUUAGCUUUAUGGACUCAUCUAAAACUCCAUCGGAAUGUAGUGAACGUUUAAGUAUUGGCUAUCAAGAUGAGAAAGGUAGUGAUUAUGAAUUAACAGACAGUGAAGGUAUUGACUAUGAUCCAUUAGAUGAUCAACAUUCAACAGGAAGUCUACAAGAAGCGUUUGCUAAUGAUGAAUUUAAUACUGAUAAAAGACAUGAUUCACUGGUAGAAUCGACUAAACAAAUUAGUAAAAUCACAGACAUAUCUAAGACUGAUGAUAUUCAUUUUACAAAUUCUUCUCAUUCUGAUACCAGACUAAUUAUUCGUGACGAUGAUUUACCUAUUACCUAUAUAAGUUCAGCUCGUUCACCGAUUAGCGAUUAUAACGAUUCUGAUUUAAAACUUGAAGUUCACCUUGAAGAUGAUACAAAUCUAUCACAACAAUUAUCGUCUUCUCUACCUUCAAUUAUGAGUUCUUCAUUUUCCUCCACUUCAUCAGAAUUAUCCAAUAUCGAUGAUAGUUUGACGCAUCAUAAUAUGGAACAAGAUAACAGUAUUAUUGUAGCCAUGGAUGCUGAUGAAAUUGAUGACAAUAAUGAAUCUUUUGGUUCUACAAAUUAUUCGGAACCGAGAAUAGUCUAUCCAUCAUAUCAUAAUGAUGUCAUUGAAAAUGAUUCAUUAGAACACGAAUCUAAUGAUCGUGUUAUGGCACCAAUGGCCACAACUGAAUUCGAAGACGAUAGUAAUAUUUCUCGAAUAGAACCGAAUGACGUUUCUACUAUAGACAUGUUGAAACAACAAUAUAUGAGCGAAAAUACUGUUUUUAAAAAUUUACUUCUUACCCGAUCUUUAUCACCAUCUAAUAGCAAUUACUUUACCGAUCUGCGAAAUAUUAGUCGUACAGCCGGUAUUGUUCAAGAUGUUUUGAAUUUGAGGAAUUUAAUAACUGAACAUGAAAAUGAUGAUGAAUUCGUAGCUGUUAUGCAUAAUCCAACAAUGUUUGAAGAAAUAUUACACAACAAUGAUAUUCAACAGAUUCAAACAAAUAAUGACAAUGAAAAUAAUGGUGAUAAAAAUUCUAUCCAGAAAUCAGAAUUACCCACGCAAGAAAAUCGAGAUCUAUUGAAUUCUGUUUCAACGAACGAGUUUCCAUCAACAUAUAAUAACGUUACUGAUAGUCACAACGAAAUAUCUUAUACAACUACAGUAUUAUCAUACACAACAAAUGAAAAUGAUUCUGACACUAAUGAUAGACAUAAAUCUAUAACAACUAUAGUCAAUAACAGUACAGAAGAGAAGAUAGAGAAUGAAACAGAUAACAAUAGUAAUAACAACGACAAUAUUAAUAGUAAAAACAGUAUCGAACAGUUAGUGUCAAUAUUUAACGCUAUUCGUUCACAGUUGGAUAUGGAUCUUAACGAAAACAACUCUAGUUCCGAUGAUGAUGAUGAUUUAUUGCAAACACUAGCUAAAAUACAUUCCAUUAACGAAAAUGUUAAUCGAACACUCGUCGAAAAAGAAUUAAAACGUCAUGGGGAUGAUAUUUUAUUUGGUAUAAAAACAGACGCUCAAACUUCUACUGCUAACUUAUUUCCAGAUCGACAACGGGACAUAAAACAUGUAAAAGUGCAACAAACACUCGACCAGAAAGAAGAAAAUGUCAUUUUUAAUGACAAAAAUCUAAAACAACCAUUAUCGUCACCUUUAUUAGAACAAGGAAAAAAUAAUCCAGAAAACCAUUUCUUCAAGUUGAAUGAAUAUCAGUUUAUUCUUUCUCAUAAUGACAAUCAUUACAACACUAACGUCCUUAACACUGAAAAAAAAGAAGAAAAUGCCAAUAUAAAACGAAAACAACAGAAUGAAGAAAAUAAAUUAUUUGACAAUUCCUCACUAUUAACAUCACAUACAGGUGAUGCUAUAAAAGAAAAAAAAACGGAAACAUUUUUACAAGGCGACAUAAACGACGAGGAUAGAAAAGAAAAAUAUAUUCUUUUUACAAAUCAAAUAAAUAGUGAUGUUGAGGACGAUGACAUAAAAAAACAAGACGUCUUUUCACAUGAGCCACAACAACAACAACGAAAACAAAACAUAGAAGAAAAAGAAGAGAAAAAUAUCACAUCAAAAUAUCUGCAAUCGAAUAACAAUAAUACUAACAAUGAUUCAUCUACAAGUACUUCUUUUAUACCAUUUGGACCAGUAGACACUAUUACGACUGCUGUUUUUUCUUCUGCAAACGUCAGCGAUAAACACUUAAAAUUGAAUGAAAUUAGUGAUAAUAAUACGUCUAAUACCUUCACAAAUAUAAAAAAUCAUAUUAUGGAUACAUCAUCAGAUACAUCAACCAUAAUACACAAUGAGUCACAACAAUCAACAGAAGGAGUUUUACAAAUACCAUCAGCUGUCAUGUUAAAUCCGUCCAAUAAUAAAACAGUAACACAUUUGAAUGACGAUGAUGUUUUUGUUGAAUCAAAAUAUGCUGAUGUUCAACAAUUUCCCAUGAGAUCAAAUUUUUUACCAUCAACUGUGAAGGAACAAUCUCCAACAGUUCAAAAUAGUGAUGAUGAUUCAUCUGUACAAAAAUCAAUAAAUGAUUUGGAUACACUAUGGAAUCAAACAUUGUCUUAUUUACCAGAUACCAAACAAUCUAAUCAUACUAAAAACGAAAAUCCAUUUGAGACAUUCACUGUCAAUAAUAAUCCAUUUAGUUCAUCUCCAUGGAAUGAUAUAUUUCAAACAACAACAGAAACUAAACAACCUAAUGAAAUAAAUGAUAUUAAUCAAUGGUUAGAUUAUACUGACGAUGAAAGAAAGAAAUCAGAUGAAACGCAAAGUUCUUCAAUGCCAUCAAUGAUUCAUCACGCGAAUAAUUCAUUAUUAUUAGAUUUCAGUGACGCAGACAAUAGUAAACAAGUCAAUAAUACCGUACAUCAACUUAAUGAACAUUCUAUUGAUCCAUUUUCAUUGAAUCUCAAUUUUAAUUCUAAUCAAUUAGUAGAUGAAUUAGAAAAAACGUUUGGUGAACAAGAUGAAAUAUUUAAUGAACAUUCACGAAAAACAGAUGAAUAUAUCAGUACUGUGAAAGAUAAACAAGAUGAUUUUCCUUCGUUAAUUAAAACGAAUAAAUCUGAUCAUGUUGAAAAAAUCGAUUCAUCUAGUGAUGCUAUUACGCAAGUAAAUCCUAUCAACAAGGACGUUACUAUUAGUUCACUCGUUAUUCAACCAACUGAUAAAACGCAAAAAGUCGAGCAGACGACCACUAUCAUCGAACCGAUUCUAACACCCCAUAGAAAUCCUACGACGUCACAUGAAUCCACAAUAACUCCAAUAUCUGAGCAGAAUGAAAGAUUGACAAGUAGUGAUGUUAGUACCAUUACACAUUUAAAAGAAGAUCAUGGCACACACAUUGCCAAUACUAUUGAAUCUGAUAACUAUUUCGAAUCACAGUCGGACAACGAUAAAAAUUAUUCUCCACAACAUAAUAUGAAAAAGAAUAUUUUUGAUGAAAUAGAAUCACAAAAUUUCAACAAUAACAGUUAUGGGCUCGCAUGGAACACUGUAUUAGAAGGAAGCAAACAGACAACAUCGACUAUAAAUCCCUUCGACGAUACUGUUAAACUUUCGGAUGACAUGUUGAACCAAAAAACACCAAAUGAAAUGUAUGACCAUCAGAAACUUAUAGAAUUGCCUUCAACAGAAGCUUUUACGUGGGAAGCACUCUUCAAUGAUACGAAUGAUACAAAAAGCAUAACGUCUAAUUUAAUAGAUAGUUUAGACCAAUUACCUGAUGAUACGACGAUAGGUCUAUCGGAUAUAGUUGAUUGGCAUGUGAAGAAUAAAAGUGUCGAACAACCUCUAUUGAAUUACAUCGAUUUACACUCUCAGUUAAAGGACACUGAUAAUAUUCAGACAAUCUUAGACUGGCAUCAAACGAAUAAUUCAAUAUUAAAAACAGAUAGUGCUCUAUCACUCAAUAAUUACCUAAAUUGGUUAACUAAACAUCUGGAUGAGAAUAUUUUAUUGGAUAAAAAACAGGAUACUGUUCCGAAUUCUGACCUUUAUGAGGAGACAAACAAUUUAGCUAAUAUAAUCCUUCAACAUCAAAAUAUGACUCCAUCCGUUAAAGAUACCAUCGAUAGUAAGCGUAAUAUUCAAAAUUUAAGUAAUAAUGUAGAAUGGCAUGAUGAGAAAGUUGACAAUUUAUACGGCAUUGUGGAGUCUCAUAUACGUGAACCAAGUGCACAUCAAUUACAGUAUCAACAUGAUAAUCCGUAUGAUUCUAAAAGUGAUGAUGAUGACCAAGACGUCGUCUACUCUUAUGAUAUCAACGAAAAUAGCUUUAACGAAGUAUCAAAUACUGAUUCUCACAGCAGAAGUACUGACGCAGUGGAAUUCGAUGAACUCGUUAAGUUAGAUUCGCCUGAACAAUUUCAGAAAAAUCACUCAUCAGAAAAUUUGACAUCUAUAAUGGAUUCUACGAGCCAAUUACAAUUACAUGAAUCUCAUAAUUUAUUUACAAUUGACGAAUCUGAUUUAGAUAAUGACAGUGGAUUGCGAAAUCAAGCUUUAGACGAAAACGUUUUAGUUGAACCGCAAUACGUUGAAGUACAACAAUCUAGCAAAAUCGAUAACCUUCAUUCAAUUGUAUCUGCACAUCAAAAUUUACCAGAAAAAAUGGUGCCGAUAGAUAAUCUUACUACUAUUAUGCGGUCAGUUCAAAACAUUAAUACAUCAAAGGCAUCAACUGACUAUUUUACUACAAGCGUUGAUGAACAUAAUCAUUUGGCAGAAAAUAUGUUCGCGGAACCAAUAGAAAACAUUAGUUCAAUUGGCGAACAAAUAUACACAAACAAUCUGCCUACCACCACGACUUCAGAAAACGAUCUUAAAAUAAAUAAUAUCGCUUCUAUACUUCAACAGAUUCAUACACGACAAAUGGAAACGUCAAGUCUGGAGAAACCGACUAUUGAGAAUCUAACAAAUAAUACCACCGAGGAUAAUCAUCUAUUACCACAUGAAACAAAUUUACUGGAAAAAUUCGAUUCAAACAAAUCGCCAGUGAUAGAUGAUUUAACAUCACUUCUGAAAUCUGAAAAGAUGCACAGAUUGGACGAUUCUGUUCUAUCGGAUAAUCUAACCUCUAUUAUGCAAUCGAUGAUAGUACUUAACGAAGUGUCUGAUGAUAUUGACAAUAAAAAAACCAUACAAGACUCUGAUAUUCCAUUACAACAGCCGGAUAGUGAACAAUAUAGAAUAGUAGUUGACAAAUUAGUAUCCGAUACUUUACAAACCGCCUAUUCUGAAGUUAGCAAAGAUGUAUCGAUUGAAAAUUUAGUUUCAAUUGUAAUAGCUAAUAAUAAUAUAUUUUCAAAUCAUAUUCCAGUCGAACAUUUAGCUCAAAUAAUUCAACAAGUUAAAUCCCAGCAACAACCUCUAAUAUCUUCGACUGAGCUACAUAUUCUGGAUGAUGAAGAGUUGUCUAAUAUGAGAAAGGAUGAUCAUGCUCUACCAACAAAUUCAAAUGAAAUGAAUGUAUCACAAAAUCUUGAUCCAUUUGAUCCUAAAUUUAGUACUCCAUGGAAUAAUUUUACUACAGUAUCACAAGAUCCAUUUGAAAACUCCUUGGCAACUCAUCCCGAACAUUCUUCAGAUCCUUGGAAAUAUGAUAAUUCUAAUAAUCAGUUAGAAUCCGCUGCUGUUGUUGAUCCAAUGUCAUUCUUUACUAACACAGUCGAUUUCACCGAUGAUAACUUCAUCCAACCUCUCGAUCAAAAUAUGACUGAUAUACUAGCAAACUAUUUACCAAUAAGCUCUGGACAACAACAUUCUAAUAAUUCAUUAAACCACAGUUCAACACCGAUUGAUAAAUUGAAUAGAACCACAACACCGACAGACGAAGACGAUUCAUUUAGCGACUUUAAAGCACGUUUGCCUGUUGAUCAAUUAGGAACGAAAAUGAAAUAUUCUUUUACCGCUCCAGUUAUAGAUGACAGUGCCGAUGAAAGCUCGACAUACGAUGAUCAGUCAGUGAAAAAGAACGAGAUAGGUGCUGCGGCUGAUGACCAAGUUUUAAAAACACCAAAUCAAUCAGAAAUUAUUCAUUCACAAACGGAUAAAAUUCAAACCAUUGAUAGUGAUGAUACGGAUUCAGACGACCAACAGCCCACCGAUUUUGAAAUUUCUGGUAGUGAUUAUCCUCUGAACGCUGACGCGGAAGAUUUUACUUCAGUGAAAUCUAACCUUAAUCAACAAUCUUCUCCAAACAAAGACGAUGCCUGGACCACUAAUAAUGAACAAAAAACACAGAAAACUCUCCUUCUUGGCGAUGAACCGUGGGAGCUUGAUUUACCCUCAACAAAAAGUCCAUCAACUCCGCAACUUCAGAAAACGACCGAUCCUCAUACUAACUUCUUUAUGGAUACAUUUAAUCCUACGAAUAAAUCUCCGACGCCAUCAGCAUCAACAGAAGAUUCUAAAACAGCCGCUGCUCUAGAUGAUGUAGAAGAACAGGAUGAUUAUGACAAUUAUUUUAAAUCAAUAAAUGCUGCUAAACAUGAUCAACAACUGCCAUUGAAAACAGUUCGAUUCGAUGAUAAUGUUGAAAAUCGACCAAUUACACCAAAAGACAGUUUAGAAGCAACAUCGUCCUCAUCCUCGUCAUCAUCUGAUGUAUCUGCUGAUAACGAAGUGGAUAUUAAUUCUCCAUCCGACUUACAUGAUGCUGAUCGAAUAACAUACCAUAUGGAAAAUAUUCCAUCAGUAACUAAUGGAAAAGAUGAAAUAAUAGAAAUGAAUCGGUUUGACAAAGAAAGAAUGAGUGAUCAAUAUCUUUCAAAGAAAACGCCUACAGAACCCUUACAUGAAACAACAGAAAUCACGGCAACAAAUAUUUAUCGUACAAACACUGAAAGUUCGUCUGAUGAAGAAGUAGAAACUAAACCAUCGACUGUCUCAAAGGUUAAUAUUCAUAAACCAUCAGAUGACAUUAGUCUCACACAAUUACCACUUUCUAUUUCAAAUGAUGAUUCAAAAGAACAGAUACAACAACGAGUAUACUCUGAUAACACUGCUAAUAUUACACCAGCAACUGUACCCGAUGUGCAAAAUCGAAGGAAUACAGAUUCAACUCCGGGACUUAUAUCCGAAUCAGGUAAGUGA